This is a messenger RNA of Hippopotamus amphibius kiboko, 3373 nucleotides long. It is a transcript of the gene RSAD1, whose product is annotated as radical S-adenosyl methionine domain containing 1. Lineage: Eukaryota; Metazoa; Chordata; Mammalia; Artiodactyla; Hippopotamidae. The transcript is spliced from 10 exons. Gene Ontology annotation, molecular function: 4 iron, 4 sulfur cluster binding; coproporphyrinogen oxidase activity. Gene Ontology annotation, biological process: porphyrin-containing compound biosynthetic process. Bases 1477 to 2805 code for a protein of 442 amino acids. Gene Ontology annotation, cellular component: cytoplasm. The record is from RefSeq and is a predicted model, not a curated record.
UCCAUCCCUUUGAGAUACCAACACAGUUUUUGUUAGGGCUAUACUCAUUUCUUUUUCACACUGUUGCCAGAUUACUGUAGCAAGAAGUAUUCUUAAAAAACAAAACAGCUUUAUUGAGUUAUAGUUCACAUACCACCUGAUUCACCCAUUUAAAGUGUUACAUUCAUUGGUUUUUAAUAUAUUCACAGAUAUGUGCACCCGUCACCAAAGUCAAUUUAAAAAAUGUUCAUCACCUUUUAAAAAGAAUCUCCGUACCCUUCAGCUGUCAUCCUAUAUCCCCCUACUCCCGCAUCCCUCCCAACCAACCCAAUUUUGACUUUUUUCUUAAUCAGUGAAACUGGGGCUUCCUCGAUGGGCAGAUAGAGCAGAUAAAGCAGUAUAAAGCAGGCUGUAGUCUGACCCUAGAAAUAAAAACAGCUGAGUGCGUCGAUUUCCAGUUCACAGAGACAGAAAAGUUCCUUCUGCUUGCAAACCUUAACUCCCAGUGUGUCUGCCCCCAGCCAGCAGCAGCCUCCUCUUUACUUUUUAGAAAAUGAACAUAAAUGUAGAGUACUCUGAGUGCCAGGCACUAUGUGCAUACAGGUGCAACCAUACACAAUUCCUGUUGAAGUAUUCCCCAGGACACAAUCAAGUAGGCAUUAGCUCCAUUUCACAAACCAUGAAACCGAAACUCAGGAAGUUCGGUGUCUUGCCCAAGGUCAGACAGCUGGAAUUAGGGAACCCCGCCUCCUGACUUCAAAGCCUAUGAUCCUUCCACUUCCUGGGACAGUUCUUCAGGUGCCUGCCCGUCCAGCCCUUCACCUGAACCCUGUCUGUCCCACAGACACCAUCUCUGACUCUUCUCACAGCAGGUGCCCGGGGCUGCCUGACAUAGGAGACAACAGCCUACUCUCCUGGCCAAGCCCAAUCCCCCUGGCAUUUUCUGCUCUUGCAACAUUUAGUCCAAGUGCCCUGUCCUGCCGCACUGAUUCCACAUCCCUUGUAACAGACCCGCUUCGCACCACGGAGCACACCGGCCUGGUAUCCAGCAGGUGCUGCAUUAAAAUCGGUUGCCUGUUGCCUCGUGCUGGUUUCCCUCCUGUGUCAUGUGCCUGUACCGCGCCCUGGUCUUUAUGCAUCUGGAUGUCCCCAGCGCCCAACGCUGAGCUAGGCACAUAAAGCGUGAAGGAAUCCACUGAACGCCAGCAGCUUGCCCUCGACGGGGUGCCGAAAGGUAGCGGGCUCCGCCAACCCCUGCCGCCGCCAGGGGCAGGACGCCGGGGCAGCCGCGGGGAGCACACCGGUGCCCAGCAGGUGGCGCCGCGGCCCCGAACCCUGCCGGCGGCGCUCAGACACAGGGCGCGGCCGCGCAGCCCCCCACCUUCCGCCCGAGCGGCCCAGCGUCCGGGCUCUGCGCACACCCGGGGCGUUGCCCUGGGUGCGUCUCGGGUUCGGGUCCUGCCGCGCGCACCGGGCCGCCCCGCCACAGCGGGCGCCAUGACGCUCCCCGGAGUCCGCGCCCUCGGCUGGGUGAAGGCCGCCACGAUGGCCUCGAGGCGCCGCCUCGCGGAGGACGAGGGAGGCCCCCGCGCUCCUGCGCCCGGGAGCCAGCACGCAGCGCUCUACGUCCACUGGCCCUACUGCGAGAAGCGCUGCAGUUACUGCAGCUUCAACAAGUACAUCCCCCGCGGCGUGGACGAGGCUGCUAUGAGGCGCUGUCUGGUGACCGAGGCUCAGACGCUGCUGCAGCUCAGCGGGGUCCGGCGAGUGAAGUCUGUGUUCUUUGGUGGGGGUACCCCCAGUCUGGCCAGCCCCCACACUGUGGCAGCUGUCUUGGAGGCAGUGGCUCAGGCAACUCACCUGCCUGCAGACUCUGAAGUCACAUUGGAGGCCAACCCCACUUCAGCCCCAAGCUCCAGGCUGGCAGCAUUCGGGGCCGCAGGAGUCAACAGGUUGUCCAUUGGCCUCCAGUCCCUAGAUGACACUGAGCUCCAGCUGCUGGGGAGGGCACACUCUGCCAGUGAUGCUCUGCAGACGCUGGCGGAGGCCCGGCGCCUCUUCCCGGGGCGUGUUUCUGUGGACCUGCUGCUGGGGCUGCCGGCACAGCAGGUGGGGCCGUGGCUUGGGCAGCUGCGGGAACUGCUGCGCCACUGUGAUGACCAUGUGUCCCUUUACCAGCUGUCCCUGGAGCGGGGCACCGCCCUCUUCACCCAGGUGCGGCAGGGUGCCCUUCCUGCCCCUGACCCCGAACUUGCUGCUGAGAUGUACCAGGAGGGACGGGCAGUUCUUCGGGAGGCUGGCUUCCGCCAGUAUGAGGUCUCCAACUUCGCCCGGAAUGGGGCGCUUAGUACCCACAAUUGGACUUACUGGCAGUGCGGUCAGUACCUUGGCAUUGGGCCUGGGGCCCAUGGGCGAUUUGUACCCCAGGGGGCCGGGGGCCACACCCGAGAGGCUCGGAUCCAGACCCUGGAGCCUGACAACUGGAUGAAGGAGGUGAUGCUGUUUGGUCACGGCACCCGGAGGCGCAUCCCCCUGGGCGAGCUGGAGCUGCUGGAGGAAGUUUUGGCCAUGGGGCUACGCACAGACGUGGGGAUCACUCACCAGCACUGGCAGCAGUUUGAGCCCCAGCUGACCCUGCGGGACCUGUUUGGCGCGGGCAAGGAGGCGCAGGAGCUGCUGGAGCAGGGCCUGUUGCUGCUGGAUCACAGGGGUCUUCGGUGUUCCUGGGAGGGGCUGGCUGUGCUGGACUCUAUGUUGCCAACCCUUCUAUCUCAGCUCCAAGAGGCCUGGCAGCAGAGAACUCCUUCCCCUGUGCCAGGAGGAUAACCACAUUUUCCUGAAUCCCAGGACACUGCCAGGCUUGAAGCCACCAUCUCUGCCUGGUGCUUGGCCUCAGUGUCUGUAUUUUUCCUCCUGGAGAACCCACAUGUCCCAUCUCCAUGAGACCAUCCGCUUCCUGGGAAAAAAUGGCAUUCUGCAAAGAAAGGACUUUAAGUAAUAGGUUUGCUAUACACUGAAUGUUCGUGUUCCCCCCAGAAUUCAUAUGUGGAAACGUCAUCCCUGGGGAGGAUGGUAUCCAGAGGUGGCGCUUUGGGAGGUGGUUAGGUGAUGAGGAUGGAGCUCUCAUGAAUGGGAUUAAUGCACUUAUGAAAGAGACCUCAGAGAACUCCCUGGCCCUUUCUACCCUGUGAGGACACAGAGGGAAGACGGACGGCUGUGAACCAGGAAUUGGGCCCUCACCAGACACCAAAUCUCCUGGCACCUUGAUCUUGAACUUCCCAGCCUUCAGAACUGUGAGAAAUAAAUGUUGUUUAAGCAACCCAGGCUAUGGUAUUUUUGUUACAGCAGCCCAAAUGGACUAAGACAAGGAUGAAAUAACUUAUGUGCUAACUUG